AUGGAGCGGCAGAGAAAUACCGAAUACUGUCCAACCCGGUCGAAUGUCGGAUACAUCUACCGUUGGGGUCUUGGCGGUGUAACGAUGGUUGGUAUAAAGUUAACUGGAAGAACCUCCAACACUGUUGUGAGUACCUGGUUUUCAAAGACAGAAACAGCUUUUUCGAGGCUGUUGGUUCGCUACUAUAACACUGCUAGGCUGGGCGGCGGCUGGAAUACGAUAUCCUUGGGACUAGCAGUCCCCACAUUGUUGAGGUCUGGGCUACGGUACGUGCACGGGAGGUAG
This is a messenger RNA of Bipolaris victoriae FI3, 285 nucleotides long. RefSeq lists its product as hypothetical. Lineage: Eukaryota; Fungi; Ascomycota; Dothideomycetes; Pleosporales; Pleosporaceae. The coding region runs from base 1 to 285 and encodes 94 amino acids. The transcript has a single exon. The record is from RefSeq and is a predicted model, not a curated record.